This is a messenger RNA of Trypanosoma cruzi, 942 nucleotides long. RefSeq lists its product as uncharacterized. The transcript has a single exon. The coding region runs from base 1 to 942 and encodes 313 amino acids. NCBI's taxonomy places the organism in Eukaryota, Euglenozoa, Kinetoplastea, Trypanosomatida, Trypanosomatidae. The record is from RefSeq and is a predicted model, not a curated record.
AUGGUUCGCUACGGGGGUCCACGGUUUGAGUUUUUCUUUACCCACCAGUUUCUUAACAACGAAGAGGCCAUCCGUAAGGAGGACGCGCAGAGGGUUGCGUUUAUUUUGCGCAGGCGGGAGCAGCAGAAGGCGGCACAGGCGGAAUGCGAAGCCAAAAAACGACGCGAAGAAGAGGAGCAACAGCGGGCGGCGGUGGAAGCAGAAGAGGCAAGACGCGAAGCGGAGAGACGGCUUGAGUCCAAAAGGAGACGCAGGUCCGAAAAGCAGCGGCGUCUGAAGGAGCUUUCGACCCCCGUUGUGCAUGGCGGCCCUCUCUACAGCAGAGGCACGUAUGGGCGCGUGAUUUAUCCAUCCGCAAGAGGCGUGCCGCUGCCGCAUGGCCGCGCUGGUGCCGCGUACAUGCCGGGAGUUGACCGCCACCGCAUUGUGCCGCCUCCACCUGCCGCUGAUGCCCAUCCACCGUGGAUAAGCAGUGGAACUGCGUGGAUGCUCAAGAGAGCAGAAGAGAAGGAGGAGGAAAGUUAUUUCCUCGCCCCAUCCAAGCGUGACCCGGAGAAUUUAAGGGAAACAAAGCAGACCAUCGAUGCCAUCGAGCGCCACCACACAAGUCAAUUCAAUAAGGAUGGAACUGGCGCCCAGGAGGAAAGUGCUGCCGCUGACGCCCUCCAACUACCGGCUGUUGGUGUUGACGUGCCGCGCAAAUCAAAGCGCCCACCUUCAGUUUUUUCUCAUGCCUCUUCGAACGAACCCAUCAGAGCGCUCGGUACCCAGCACAUGGAAACGAUCAGCACGAAGGAAGACGUGCAGAAUCAUCUUUCGAGGUAUGGCGGCAUUUUAUCGCCGCCACGACCUGCCGCAAGACCUCCCACACCGUUUGAAAACAUGAAAGCGUCAGAACUGACGGUACGGUUGGUUCGUAUGCAGCAACGACUAGGAAGGUGA